This is a messenger RNA of Chanos chanos (milkfish), 930 nucleotides long. RefSeq names its product keratin 18a, tandem duplicate 2 (gene krt18a.2). Gene Ontology annotation, molecular function: structural molecule activity. The record is from RefSeq and is a predicted model, not a curated record. Gene Ontology annotation, biological process: intermediate filament cytoskeleton organization. Gene Ontology annotation, cellular component: keratin filament; cytoskeleton. The coding region runs from base 13 to 930 and encodes 305 amino acids. The transcript has 6 exons. Lineage: Eukaryota; Metazoa; Chordata; Actinopteri; Gonorynchiformes; Chanidae.
GAGAGGGUGCUCAUGCAGCAACAGAAUGAUCGAUUGGCCUCAUACAUACAGAAAGUGAGAAACCUUCAGGAGGCCAAUGAAAAGUUGGAGGAACAAAUUCGUGAAGCUCUGGAAAAGAGAGGCCCCACUGGCAUAGACUACAGCCACUACGAUGCAACUCUGGCUGAACUGCGUGACGAGAUACUGGCCAUGACAAAAAGCAAUGCUGCUUUAUACCUGCAAAUUGACAAUUGCAACCUGUCUGCACAAGACUUUGAAAUGAAGUACGAGCAACAGGUUCACCAGCAGGUGGAAGCUGACAUACAUGCUUUGAGAAAAGUCCUGGAUGACACCAACGUUGAGCGACUACAUUUAGAGAGUGACAUCGAAUCUCUCAAUGCAGCGCUCAUCACACUGAAGAAGAACCACAAUCAGGAUGUUUCAGAACUCCAAGCCCAGAUUGUUCAAUCUGGGGUCAAAGUAGAUGUUGAUGCUAGAAAGGGACAGGACUUGAUCAAGAUUAUGGAGGAGAUGAGAGCCAAGUAUGAGAGGAUGGCCCUGAAGAACCAAGAGGAACUCAAGGCCUGGCACGAAUCCAAAAUCACAGAGGUAGACAUACAGGUGAAGGAAAACACUCUGGCUCUGAAAGAAGCAAACAGACAAAUGACUGAGAGCCAAAGAACAAUGAAUUCACUGGAGAUUGACCUUCAGGCUCUGAUUAGUCUGAAAGCAUCUCUGGAAGGAACUCUUAAUGAUACUAAACUGCGCUACAACAUGGAGAUAGAAAAGUACAAUACCAUCAUCCACGAGCGUGAGGCGACAUUGAUGGAGCUUCGCAGCAGCAUCCAACAGCAAAAGCAGGAGUGUGAGACUUUGCUGAACAGUAAUAUGAAGCUAGAAGCUGAGAUUGCUACUUACAGGGGCCAUUUGGACAUGGGUCAUGUCAAGUGA